UUCCUUCCCUCUCAAGCUCAAACCCUUUCCCUCCCUCUUAUUACAAAACACCACCCUCAAAGCCACAAUGCCACUCCCUUCCCUUUCUCUCCUCUUCCUCUUCACUUCUCUCCUAAUCCCCUCUCCCAUUUCCUCUUCCCCUGUUCAAGACCCUGAACUUGUUGUCGAAGAUGUGCAUAGGGCCAUCAAUGCGUCUAGGAGGAACCUUGGAUAUCUAUCCUGCGGCACCGGCAACCCCAUUGAUGACUGCUGGCGAUGUGACCCUAACUGGGAGAAGAACCGCCAGAGGCUAGCAGACUGUGCAAUUGGGUUCGGCAAGAAUGCCAUUGGUGGAAGAGAUGGUAAGAUUUAUGUUGUCACUGACUCGAGUGACAAUGAUGCCGUGAACCCCAAACCGGGAACUUUACGACAUGCCGUGAUUCAAGAUGAACCGUUGUGGAUCAUUUUUGCCCGGGACAUGACCAUCCGGUUGAAGGAGGAACUAAUCAUGAACUCGUUCAAGACCAUCGAUGGGCGUGGUGCCAGUGUUCACAUUGCAGGGGGUCCUUGUAUAACCAUUCAGUAUGUGACCAACAUUAUCAUUCAUGGACUCAACAUCCAUGACUGCAAGCAAGGAGGGAAUGCUAUGGUGAGGGACUCCCCACGGCAUUACGGUUGGCGAACCAUAUCGGAUGGGGAUGGUGUGUCUAUCUUCGGUGGUAGCCAUGUUUGGGUGGAUCAUAACUCCUUGUCCAACUGCAAUGAUGGUCUGGUUGAUGCCAUUCAUGGGUCCACCGCAAUCACCAUCUCAAACAACUACAUGACUCACCAUGAUAAAGUCAUGCUUUUGGGGCACAGUGAUUCCUAUACUCAAGACAAGAACAUGCAAGUCACUAUAGCCUUUAAUCACUUUGGUGAAGGGCUUGUUCAAAGAAUGCCAAGAUGUAGACAUGGGUAUUUCCAUGUGGUUAACAAUGACUACACCCAUUGGGAAAUGUAUGCCAUUGGAGGAAGUGCAAACCCAACUAUUAAUAGCCAAGGCAACAGAUUUACAGCACCAAACGAUAGAUUCAGCAAAGAGGUGACCAAGCAUGAAGAUGCACCAGAGAGUGACUGGAAGAGCUGGAAUUGGAGAUCGGAAGGCGACCUGAUGGUGAACGGUGCAUUUUUCACGGCGUCGGGUGCCGGUGCCUCGUCGAGCUAUUCCAAGGCUUCGAGCUUGGGUGCUAGGCCAUCUUCACUGGUGGCCACCAUAACCACUAAUGCUGGUUCACUUAAUUGCAAGAAAGGUUCUCGUUGCUGAUUGAGACAUAUAUGAUCCAAAACGUACGACACUUCGUUAAUUACCAAGUGGUCGAAAAUGGUGUUUGACUGCAAAUUAAAUUCAGUUUUUAGAAGGAAAAAGAAAAUGAAGAAGGUGAAGGUGAAGAAAAGUCUACCAAUAGGAUUAAUUUAAUCGGCUUUUCCCCCUCCCUCCCCUCUUUUUUUUUUUUUUUUUUCCUUUGUUUGUUCAUUCAACAGUGAAUCUGUGAUGAUUAUUACAACCUCGGCCUGUUUCUCUUAGAACAUCUAGGGAUUCUGUUAUAGAGUCUUGAUGAACUUUGAGAAAGCAAGUGUAGAUGUGUUGAUAUAUGUAUACUAAAAUUCCAAGUUUACGUUUA
This is a messenger RNA of Gossypium raimondii (Peruvian cotton), 1640 nucleotides long. RefSeq names its product probable pectate lyase 5. The record is from RefSeq and is a predicted model, not a curated record. The coding region runs from base 68 to 1282 and encodes 404 amino acids. Lineage: Eukaryota; Viridiplantae; Streptophyta; Magnoliopsida; Malvales; Malvaceae. Gene Ontology annotation, molecular function: pectate lyase activity. The transcript is spliced from 4 exons.